Molecule: messenger RNA, 1905 nt
Organism: Pollicipes pollicipes
Lineage: Eukaryota; Metazoa; Arthropoda; Thecostraca; Pollicipedomorpha; Pollicipedidae
Product: sodium/potassium-transporting ATPase subunit beta
Exons: 6
Coding region: 185-1105 (306 amino acids)
Biological process (GO): potassium ion import across plasma membrane; intracellular sodium ion homeostasis; intracellular potassium ion homeostasis
Cellular component (GO): sodium:potassium-exchanging ATPase complex
Molecular function (GO): ATPase activator activity
Source: RefSeq, a predicted model, not a curated record
UUUCGUUGCAUUCGCCGCAUUGCCACCCAGUGAUAUAUGUUGCUUACCUCUGCUCCAGGAGUUGUGGAUGGGCGCGGUUGGAGGCUGGUCGGGUGUGUGUCUGGUGAUUUGCGUGUUUUAUAUCAGUGUGAUGCGAUGGUUUAAAGCGUCGCAGUUCUGACAGGUGUGCAGAAAUCUUUUAAAUAUGCCUGCUAAAGCGCAUCAAAGCAUCAGAGACUUCUUAUGGAACAGUGAAGAGAAGAAGUUCCUGGGAAGGACGGGCAGUAGCUGGUUGAAGAUUGGCAUAUUCUACGUUAUAUUCUACGCAUGUCUGUUAGCCUUCUGGACGUUAUGCCUGGUGAUCUUCUUACAAACACUGAACUUGCGGGAACCCAAGUGGACCACCAAAACGGGAAGCUUAAUUGGAGACAACCCAGGACUGGGCUUCCGGCCACGGCCACCCACCAAGUCCAUUGAGAGCACGCUCAUCUGGUUCAAUCAGGGCAAAGGCGAGAACUGGGGACACUGGGUCACGGAGCUGACCAACGUCACCGAAUCGUACCGAUUCGUGGACCCAAACGCUGGCGCCCAGCUGACCACGUGCAACUACGACAAGCAAGCUGGCAAGAACCAGUUCUGCGAGUUCAAGAUCGACGAGCUCGGCGGUCGCUGUACCAAGGAGCGCCGCUUCGGCUACGAGGAGGGCCGUCCGUGCAUCAUUGUAAAACUCAACAAGAUCUACAACUGGGUGCCGGACUUCUACACGAGCGUGGCCGAGCUGCCGAAGAAAAUGCCGAAAACUGUGCGUGACCGGAUCGCCCGCGACUUCACCAACUCCUCCUCCCAUAUCACCAAGAAGAACGUCUGGAUUACCUGCGAGGGCGAGAACCCUGCCGACGUGGAGAACAUCGGCCUGGUCAACUACUACCCGCACCCGGGCAUGCCCUCCUUCUACUACCCGUUCACCAAUGUGCAGGGCUACCAGAGCCCGCUGGUGGCCGUCGAGUUCAGCGACGUCAAGUCCGGAGUGCUCAUCAACAUCGAGUGCAAGGCCUGGGCCAAGAACAUCAAGCACGACCGGAAGGAGCGCCGCGGCUCGGUCCACUUCGAGCUGAUGGUCGACUAGGCGGAACCGGCCGCGGCCCGUAGUAUCUUCUUAGAUGGCGGGCGGUACCUGGGUGCCAGACACCGGACGCCGGGAGCCGGGAGCCGGGAGCCGGGAGCCGGAGCCGGGAGCUGGGAGCCGGGCGCGGCCGAGACGCCCCUAACAGUGAGCACCGCCGGAACCUCAGCGGGUCGGCGAGGGCGUUGGCCCAGGCCGCUUACAAAGAAGUAUUGCGCAAUCUCAGCAUGACUAGUGAGUCUGAUCUCUGUGUUGUGCGCGAGAGUGAGAGCAAGAAAAUUCCUGGUACGUCCGGGAUUAGUCGCUUGGUGGGGCGUCACGAGUUCCCCGGAUUUUAUUUGCGGACGGUGUGUUUUACUGUUUUGAUCGUUUGUUUACUGUCCGAACUGCCUGUCGAAUGUAUGCGGUAGUGCCCGUCAAGUCGGUAAAAUCGCUUGCUCAAUACGUUCACAUUCACAGUCACAAUGCAAGCACAUGCACACGUUGUCACCCCGAGACAGCUACCAUGCAGCUACGGUUGGUCAGUCGUCCAUUGGUCUCGUUGCACACGCCAGCUGAACCACCUGCACAGGGGAGCUGCUAUCCCGCGCAAGUGGAGGAGCCAGAAUGACCGGCCGACGGCCGAGCGCCCGUUUGUUGUCCGACCUUUGAUAUAGCAGCUUCGAUGUAACCGUGUCGAGUUGUCCGGCAAUAGCCACGUUGGAGGCGCGUUCCAUGGCAGCGGCGGGGCUGCUCCUGUUCCGAUCGGUUUGUGCAAGGUAUCGCCGUUCCGUUUCGAUGCGAUGAAUAAAUCCCGCCGAGUA